Prunus avium (sweet cherry) is the source of this 1084-nucleotide messenger RNA. Its product is annotated as CRIB domain-containing protein RIC4-like. NCBI's taxonomy places the organism in Eukaryota, Viridiplantae, Streptophyta, Magnoliopsida, Rosales, Rosaceae. The record is from RefSeq and is a predicted model, not a curated record.
ACUAGAACAACAGUAUUGGAUCAAAAUUUUCCACAUUUGAAUCAUUCUUGCUUAACUUGUUCCUAAAGCCAGCCCCAAUUUCGAACUGAUAUAAUACACCACAUUGUGUUUCCAUGGCUUCUAAGUCCAACAAAACAAGGCUUAGGCUUUGUAGUUUUGUCUAUGAAGGGAUGAAGGAUCGCAUUGAAAGAUUUGCUGUUCUUCCUUUUGGCAUUGGCUGCGCUUCUCAGUCCAGCGUUGCCAUUGGCACAAGUGAUGAUCAAACAAGAAAACCAAAAGCAGAAACACAAAACCCACCUCCACAUGUAACAAACGACGGAAAAGCACAAGGAGCAAAAGUGAAGAACAUUCAUCGUUUUCUGAAUCUUAGGAAGAGUCACAUUUCCAGUGGGAUUGAAAGAUUGAUCAGAAGCAUCAAAAGUUUGUCUCAAAUAUUUGUUUACAAGGAAGAGAUUGAGGAAGAAGAGGAGAGAGAGAUGGAAAUUGGGUUGCCCACAGAUGUGAAGCAUGUGACACACAUAGGAUUGGAUGGGUCAACAACUACCAAUACAAACGGAUCCAUAAAAGGCAGCUGGGAAAAUUUCAACAAUGCUCCAGAAAUACUCUCUUUCCCUUCAAUUUCUUUAAAGCAGUUUGAGUUCGCCAUGGCUGCACAGACCACCCACCAGCCUCAGCCGCUCCUUGUUGAUGAUCGAAGGACGCCCACAGAUGUUAAUUAAUUUUAAUUAAUCGAAGCUAGAGCAUGCUGUGAUGUGUUUUGAUUAUCUUAAUCAUCAUGUCCACGUCAACUAAUUAAUUACAGAUUAAGCAUGCAUGGUUUGGACUGUUGAAUUUCUGAGGAGGUGGGGGUGGGGUGAUGAUCAUGUCAAGAUCAGUUCAUGUUGAAUUUUUAUUGAUGGAAAUUGAUUAGGGUGCGUGGAGUGACAUUAGUGGAGCUUAGAAUAUUCAUAUACUGAAUCAUUUUCAUAGUCUUUGCGAUGUUAAAUUGACCACCCGCACAUCAAGGUGUUAAGGAUUGUUUUUGCAGAAAUUAAGAAAGCCCAAGGGUUGAUUUGGAUGUAAGGAAAUAAGAUUAUGGAUUUGA